AUGGCUGCACGGGUUACUCUGCGCGCGCCUUUUGGCCUUCUCGAUGGAAUUAAUUGUUCAAGUAGACACCCUCAAUUGAAAAUUAAGACCGCUGUUAACAAUUUUCUAGAGCUCAGUGAGGUCUUCAAUGGCAACCGUUAUGGGUUGAAUGUGUUCAAGUUCGACCACCCCAUCUACCAGCACUCCAUCUACCAGCACUCCAUCUACCAGCACUCCAUCUACCAGCACUCCAUCUACCAGCACUCCAUCUACCAGCACUCCAUCUACCAGCACUCCAUCUACCAGCACUCCAUCUACCAGCACUCCAUCUACCAGCACUCCAUCUACCAGCACUCCAUCUACCAGCACUCCAUCUACCAGCACUCCAUCUACCAGCACUCCAUCUACCAGCACUCCAUCUACCAGCACUCCAUCUACCAGCACUCCAUCUACCAGCACUCCACCUACCGGCACUCCAUCCGCUAG
Messenger RNA from Penicillium canescens, 465 nucleotides. RefSeq lists its product as uncharacterized. The transcript is spliced from 2 exons. The record is from RefSeq and is a predicted model, not a curated record. NCBI's taxonomy places the organism in Eukaryota, Fungi, Ascomycota, Eurotiomycetes, Eurotiales, Aspergillaceae. Bases 1 to 465 code for a protein of 154 amino acids.